AUGUCGAAAUCGGACAACGACGAAAAACGCCCGGAAACUGCUGAUGUGUUGGACAUCGAACAAGAAGAUCCUAUUAAACUAGAAGAUGAUUACGAUGAGGAUGACUUCGACUCGAACGAAGAUUCACAACCCCUAUCCUCGCGGGACACCUCGUCGUUACCGUCGGACGACGAGGUCGAACAGUAUGAAGUUGCGCAAGGCAACAAUGAAGUCACGUCUCGUAAGCGCCUAAUUCUUCUCGUCUUCUUGGCGGCACUUCUGUGGAUAGGAUUCUUGCUGCGUCGAUCGUGGCAGGAAAGCAAGAAGCCCAAGAUCAUCUAUGCAUCUCGAUACUCAAAGGAACAUAAGUUUAGACCUGCUGCAAGCCCCAUCAUCACAGAGACGUUGAAGGACGGGCGGAUAAGACUGCGCGGUGCACUGCCGGAGCCAACUAAUCCUCCUAAACCAGUUGUCAAGCCUAAGAAGAAGAAAGCGCGGAGCGGAAAGCUGUCAGGGAAAAAGAAAGCGGCGCGUCAGGUGAAGCGUAAGAUCGGGACAGCGGACAAGAGGAUGUAG
Messenger RNA from Psilocybe cubensis, 555 nucleotides. RefSeq lists its product as uncharacterized. Bases 1 to 555 code for a protein of 184 amino acids. Lineage: Eukaryota; Fungi; Basidiomycota; Agaricomycetes; Agaricales; Agrocybaceae. The transcript has 2 exons. The record is from RefSeq and is a predicted model, not a curated record.